Talaromyces marneffei is the source of this 1329-nucleotide messenger RNA. RefSeq lists its product as uncharacterized. The coding region runs from base 1 to 1329 and encodes 442 amino acids. Gene Ontology annotation, molecular function: pyridoxal phosphate binding; transferase activity, transferring alkyl or aryl (other than methyl) groups. Lineage: Eukaryota; Fungi; Ascomycota; Eurotiomycetes; Eurotiales; Trichocomaceae. The record is from RefSeq and is a predicted model, not a curated record. Gene Ontology annotation, biological process: transsulfuration. The transcript has 6 exons.
AUGGCGGAACGACGAAUUAAGACAGCCGGCAAGCGUUUCGAGACGCUUCAGCUCCAUACAGGAAACUUUCGUGAUCAAUUCGGAGCAUGUAGUGUGCCAGUGUAUUCAUCGGCAUCAUUCUGGUUUCCGGAUUCUAAGACCGCUGGGAAUUCCAUGGUCAACUUCACGGCGGAUGCUUAUGUUUACAGUCGAACUUCAAAUCCCACUGUGCAUGUCUUUGAGCAACGUAUUGCAGCCCUAGAAGGUGGAACCGCUGCUGUAGCUUUCUCUUCUGGCGCAGCAGCAGUGCUUGUGGCCGUUCUAAGUCUGGCUCGAGCUGGGUCAAACAUCAUUAGCACAAGAUCUAUCCAUGGAGGGACCUAUCAUCAGUUCCACACCUUGCUAUCUGGUCUAGGCAUCGAGGCACGCUUUGUGCGCGAUGAAGCUUCAAUUGAAGAAAUCCGGCAACUGAUUGAUGAGAACACGAGACUUAUCUUCACCGAGACUAUUGGUAACCCGAGCUUCACAGUAGCCGACUUUGACGUCCUGUCGGAAGCCGCCCACCAGAAUGGCAUUCCACUCGUGGUCGAUGCUACGUUUAGUGCCGCCGGAUACUUCUGUCGACCCAUUGAUCACGGUGCAGACAUUGUCAUCCACUCGGCUACCAAGUGGAUUGGAGGCCAUGGGACAACACUGGGAGGUGUUAUAGUGGAUAGUGGGAAAUUUGAUUGGGGCGCUAACCCUGAGAAGUUUCCACAGUUUCACGGUGGCCGUGAGGGAACAGCGGAUCUUAAUCUGUAUAAAGUGUUUGGCACCGAAGCAUAUGCCGCGAUGCUGAAAGCCGACACUCUCCGUGAUAUCGGCUCCACUCUCAGUUCCCAAGCCGCACACGAAUUACUUAUUGGGCUUGAGACUCUCUCCCUGCGAGCAGAGCGCCAGGCUUCUAAUGCCAUGCAGCUGGCUGAAUGGCUGGAAAAGCACCCCUUGGUUUCUUGGGUACAGUACCUAGGUCUGGAAAACCACCCUUCCCAUCAACUUGCGCUUAAAUAUUUAUCUCGCGGGUUUGGAAGUGUCCUGGCCUUUGGAGUUAAAGGCGGGCAAAAUGCUGGACUCAAGCUGGCGGAUAAUCUAGAACUGAUCGGACAUACAGCCAAUGUUGGUGAUUCAAAAACAAUCAUCAUUCAUCAUAGAUCUACCACUCAUAGCCAACUGACUGAAGAGGAAUGCCUGGCUAUCGGUGUCACGGAUGACUUGAUUCGGCUCUCAGCGGGAACCGAGCAUAUUGAUGAUCUCAAGGAAGAUUUAGACCAGGCUUUGGCAAAGGUGGCACAAUCAGAGAGUCAAUCUUAA